AUGGCUGCGGCAAGACAGCAUGUCGAUGAAGGAGAGUUAAACUUUGUUUUUAAGCGCCUUGGGGAGCGAGGAAAAGAAGCUGAGUUAGUGAAAAAGAAACAUGAUCACGUCACGGGGCCAAUCUUAGAGCAGCUGACGGAAUACUCCAUGAAACUUACUGAGAAUCAAGUCAUAGUCCGACCCUAUGGGAGUGCAGCUGAAGAUUUAAAGUGUCUUUCACCCGAUGAUUAUGGGGAUAUGGACAUCAUGGUGUUCCCAAGCUCAGAGGCCCUUUUGAUUCACGAAGAAAUGGUCGAUCAUCCACUGGAAAGUCCAUUGCAUGUGAGAAUCAGAGCAGGCGAUCAUCCCGUGUUGCAGUCGUGCCUUGUAGAAGAUACAGAAUACCUGGCCACUUCAGCGUUGAAGAACUUCCAUCCCGCAAUUUAUGGAAGCAAAGUGUCUAAAUUGAUUGAUUAUUUUAUACGUGGCUUGUCAAUAUUCUCCAAGGAUGAUCCCGAACAAUUUCUUCCAAUUGUUGCGAGUUGGAAGAACGAGAAAACCAGCCCAGCUUUUUCCAUUCAUUGCAUGGAAUCGGUUGAUACCUUCCAACGAGAAUUGGAAAACAUGACGGAGACAAAGCGGCUGCAUAGUUUGAACAGCGCUGAGUAUGAAUGGUUCGUCAGUGCGAUAUGCAGCGCUAGGGGAGUUGAAUAUACGAGAGAGCAUGCCGCAGUUCUAGAUGAGUAUAUACAGUAUACGAGUGAGUUACAGGAGUCGCUGACCAAACGUGAUAUUUUAGAAGGCUUUCCAGCUUACCACCAAGAAGUGACGUCGGGCGAUAAAGUUAAAGAAUUUAAAGCCCGAGUAAAAGCUAUUGAAAGCCGAUCACCAAAGAAGACCACACUUGAAAAUGAUAGAAACGGUCAUUCAAGGGAAAGCGAAGGAAGAUUACGGAAGCAAUUUCUCUGCCAUUUCCUCGAGAGAGAAACUGAAGUCAAAGAGCCCUCUGAAAAUGACACAGCCCAUUUUAAACGAAAGAAAGGAAUUGAUCUUGUGCCCGCCCUGAAAUCCCGAGGAUGGCCGAACUCUGCACGAGACUGGAUCGAAAGAGAGCGGAAAUGGCCUUCCAUCAAAAUGGUGACUAAGAUCAUUGACGAAGGUUACCACCUGGUUGUCAAAUCUCCAAAGUACAGUGAAAUUCCCGAGUGCGACUUCAGAAUCUCAUUUUCUCAUGCAGAGUACCUGUUAAGCCAAGAGAUCAACGACAUCCAACGCGAGUGUUACCGUUGUUUGAAGAAAUUGCACCGUGCCUAUCUUUCCAGUCCAGCAGGUUUGGUGUCGUUCCACCUCAAGAACCUCUUUUUGCAAACAAUAGAGGAGACUGGUGCCGAGAUGUGGACCGCGGACAAAAGAGCCGAGUGCAUGAUGAAGCUCCUCGAAAACCUGCUAAAAGCUUUGAAAGACAAAGACUUGCGACAUUUCUUCGUGAGAUCCUACAAUCUCUUUGGUGUUGAUUACAUUGUCAAACCCGAAAAUCUGACAUCUUUGGCCGAAGAGAUGGAGAAGAUUAUGGAAAAUCCGUUGGACUUUUCCCAAGCGUUGAUCCAGCAGAGUGAAGACAAGAAGAAAAUUCAAAAGGAGACAUUCGAAAAACAGAACAAGCAAGGGGUGCCUUCAACAUCGGGACACGGAAGAACAGCUGAACCAAGCGGCGACAAUGAAAACCGACUUCCAAAUCAUCGAUACCAUGACUUGCAAGAUAUGUACCUCCAAGUCGGCAAAGAGUUAGUGGAAAAAGCUUUAAACGGAGAUGAAAUCCAUGAUCCUCUUGAAAGAUCCCUGGUAAAAGAUCUCAGAGAAAUGAUGCAAAGCCAUGAUUUUCAGACUGAAUAUUUCCUUCAAAUGUUGAGAAACGGCUGGUUCAAUGCUUAUUUCAGGAUCUGCCUCAGUACCGAGCUGGAAAUGAGGCGCCGAAUGCUUGAUGCAAUCCGCGGUGAUGUCGAGAUGUGGAAGUACCUUUUGAGGCAGGAAGACCUGGCGUCAGGGAACGAAAAAGCCAUAGCCAACCGAAUGCUGGAUCCAUCCAAUGAGGAUCGUUUUGACCUAAGCAACAUCCUUCCAGCUGGUGGAUUAGUUAAGGUCAUGCGCAUGUUCCUCAAUGGUGUUGACCACGUGCCACCUCAACCAGCGCAUGUGCAGACGACCCAGGCUGUGGAUGCUAUACCUUUAGACUGAACUGAACUAUUAACCGAGGAAUAUAACCCACUUCGCUUUUAGAGUUACUCCCUUUUAAUUGACUGCCUAAGGAAAAACACGCUGGAAUUUCCUACAUAAUGCGAUGUACCCACUAACGAGACAAAAACAAGUAUGCGUUUUUCUUUAUGAUAAAACGUUUUUUCGCUUUUUAACUGACCAUAAACUGUUUUAUGAUUUAUUUUAAAAAGGUGUACUUGGCAACUGUUGCCAAGUACUUUAAGGCGGCGCUCGAUUCCGUUUGCAUGGUUUUCGCGUUUGUUACAGAUUUCAAGCAUGUAUGCGUUUUUGCUAUUGGAACUCGUCGUAUGUGCCUCAGUGGCUGUUAUGUAUUUUUCCUGUUUUGAUUGACU
Pocillopora verrucosa is the source of this 2585-nucleotide messenger RNA. The record is from RefSeq and is a predicted model, not a curated record. Lineage: Eukaryota; Metazoa; Cnidaria; Anthozoa; Scleractinia; Pocilloporidae.